CCGGCAAGGGGGCAACGAGGAAGCGCUUUAGAGCGUAGCCGGAAAGGAGAAGUUGAGAUUACAGACAUCCUGCCAAAAUGAUUUCUUCAAAGCCCAGACUUGUCGUACCUUAUGGCCUCAAGACUCUACUUGAAGGAGUCAGCAGGGCCGUUCUCAAAACCAACCCGCCAAACAUCACCCAGUUCGCAGCAUUUUAUUUUAAAGAACUUAUUGUGUUUAGAGAAGGGAAUACUUCUCUGGAUAUAAAAGAUCUUGUUAAACAAUUUCAUCAGAUGAAAGUAGAGAGGUGGUCAGAAGGAACGACACAAGAGAAGAAAGCAGAAUGUAUGAAAGAACAGGUAGGAACAUCUACAGUUUCCCAAGAACCUACACGGAUGGAGAAAUCUACAGACACAGAGGAGGACAAUAUCGCUGGACCACUGUUUAUGAACAAAACCACUCAGUUCCCAUCAGUUCACUUGGAGGUGCUCCAGGAACCCGAGGAGACAUCCGAAGCAGCUCGUGGUUCCAGUUUGAAACCGUCUACCCCUAAGGGGAUGACCCCACCCUCAUCACCACCUCCAGCAGCCGUGUCACCCGAGUUUGCUUAUGUCCCAGCGGACCCAGCUCAGUUCGCUGCUCAAAUGUUAGGUAAAGUUGCAUCUGUUCAUUCUGAUCGGUCUGACGUGUUAAUGGUGGAUGUGGCCACGAGUAUGCCUCUGUUUUCCGACGAGGUGCUGAGCUCAGAGGCUGCUGAAGAUGCCCGGGUGGCUACUCCUGCGUAUUCUGCAGAGGGGGCAGUCCUGCAGGUUCUGAGCCAAACAGCUGUCCGUGUAGAUUUGGGUUCUAAACUUAAAGACGAUGAAGCUGUACCAGCAGCGGCUUCCUCCUUCCCCUUGCAGGAUGAACAAGACCCUCCUGCUUACGAUCAAGCUCCCGAGGUCCCUUUGCAGGCUGAUAUUGAGGUCACCUCAUUCAUUCGCGUAUCGUCUAUCUAUAACAAUGAGCCUGUGACUGAAGGAGUUACUUAUGUCGAGCAAAUACCAGAACACAUAGUUAUCCCUUUUACUGAUCACGUUGCUUCUCUUAAAGCAAACAAGCCACCACUUAGUCCCAUUCCUGUAGCACUCGCCACAGGCAUGUCCGAGAAACCUGUAGGUUCGGUAAAACCGCUGGAGGAGGAUGCAAAUUAUUCCUCAGUAUAUAUGGAAGCAGAAGCAGCCAUUCUGCUCCCUGACCCCUCUUUGAAAGGUCAGUCUGCACAGUUCCCGGAUGCACAGGGCUCCACCAAAGCAGUAGGCUCUGAAAAACCUCUGCACGUUGAAACGGAGUUCACUGCCCUAGUCCCUGGCAACCCUGCGCAGGAGUCCCAGGGAAACUCUGCAGCCCAGGAGAUGGAGGCCAAACUCGUGCUCUCUGGGGAAGCUACCACCGCAGGGCUCUCGGCUGUGCCGGGAAGGGCAGCUGGUGGUUCCCCCCCUCCUGUUCCAGAACCCGAACCACAAGGGGAAGCAGCACUCGGACAAGGUUUGAUGGAGCCAGCCAUAGCAGCAAGCGAAGCAGGACAACCACCACCAUACUCUAACAUGUGGACCCUUUAUUGUCUAACUGAUAUGAAUCAACAAAGCCGCCCAUCACCGCCACCUGCACCUGGGCCUUUCCCCCAAGCAACCCUCUAUUUAUCUAAUCCUAAGGAUCCAAAGUUUCUGCAGCAGCCACCAAAAGUUACUUCUCCAACUUACGUGAUGAUGGACGACAGCAAGAAGACCAGUGCCCCACCUUUUAUUUUAGUAGGCUCGAAUGUUCAGGAAGCUCAGGAUUGGAAACCUCUUCCUGGACAUGCUGUUGUUUCUCAGUCAGAUGCCUUGAAGAGAUACGCUGCAGUCCAAGUACCCAUUGCUGUUCCUGCAGAUCAGAAAUUCCAGAAACAUACCCCAAACCCCCAGAAUGGUAGUCCUCCUCCAAAUGGACAAGAUGUCCCCAGGCCACAAAGCCCAGUUUUUCUUUCUGUGGCAUUCCCAGUAGAAGAUGUAGCCAAAAAAGGUUCAGGAUCGGGUGACAAACGUACUCCCUUUGGAAGUUAUGGUAUUGCUGGCGAAAUAACCGUGACUACUGCCCAUGUUCGCAGAGCAGAAACCUAAAAAUGAUGCUGGAAACGAUGCCCUUUGAGCCAACGUUCAAGGUGGAGUCCGCCACCGAGCGUACUUGGUCAAUAAACCUCAUGCAAGCAUAAAACCCUGUGCUCUUAUUUUGUAACUGGGCCUAGGGCAGGAAAGAGCAGGACUCCGACAUG
Mirounga angustirostris (Northern elephant seal) is the source of this 2272-nucleotide messenger RNA. RefSeq names its product calcium binding tyrosine phosphorylation regulated (gene CABYR). Gene Ontology annotation, cellular component: cytoplasm; sperm fibrous sheath. Gene Ontology annotation, biological process: sperm capacitation. Gene Ontology annotation, molecular function: calcium ion binding. The transcript is spliced from 6 exons. Bases 78 to 2120 code for a protein of 680 amino acids. The record is from RefSeq and is a predicted model, not a curated record. Lineage: Eukaryota; Metazoa; Chordata; Mammalia; Carnivora; Phocidae.